AUGAGAGAAGGAGAAAGACAGAGAAAGAGAAAAAGAGAAAUGUGAAUGUAUAGAGAGAGACAGAGAGAGAGGAAGCAGCUGGUCAGUGCUGACAUGGAUUUAGGUCUGAUGAUUCAGGAGGCACAGGGGUUAGCUCAUGUUGCAAGGGGGAAAGUUAGGAGAAAGAUGACAAAGGAGAAAGUACGUUUCUGACGGGCAAAGAAAAGAGGAAGUGCAGGCGAGGCUCGAUGAACAAAAGAGGAGCACGGUGCAACCUGGAGACAAGGUGUUCGUGAAGAAGCUGCAGCACCAGCUUUAGACCUUCUCCUGUGAGAACAGCUGGAAAAUAGAUCUAACUGGUCACAGGAACCAAGAAAGAUUCUGUAGACGUCUGGAGAGUCUGAGUGACUAGAGCUUCACUACCAGUAAAAUGAAGACUGUGCUCGUUCUGCUGGGUGUCCUCCUGCCUCUGAUCAGCUCUGGUCAAAGUGGUUUGACUGACAAGGGCCUGUUUUUCCCCAAACCGUCUGCCAAUUCCUAUGUAAAGCUCACCCCCCAGAAGCCCCUGAAUUUAAAGGCCUUUACUCUGUGUAUGCGUCUGUCUGUGGAUCCAACUGUAGUAAACCAAGGCAACCGUGAGACCAUCCUCUUCGCUUAUCGCACCCAAAAUGGUGAUGAGCUUAACGUAUGGCAGGAGUAUGGCAAAUUCUCCCUCUACCUGAGAAGCAGCACAGAGGGUGCUUUCUAUGCUAUCCCACUUCUCUCCAUCUUCCGCACAAACCUGUGUGUCACCUGGGAAUCCAGCACGGGUCUGACUGCAUUCUGGGUGGACGGCCGCCGCAGCACUCUGCAGGUGUACAGGAAAAACCACAAGGUCCAGUCUGGUGGUGCUGUUGUUCUGGGUCAGGAUCCGGACUCUGACCUGGGUGGUUUUGAUGAAGACCAGAGUUUUGUAGGUGAGAUUUCAGACGUGAACAUAUGGGAUUCUGUGCUGACAGGGGAUGAGAUUAGGAACUUCAAUGAUAAGGUGUGGGUGGGUCCAGAACCGAAUGUUCUUAACUGGAACACUGUGUGGUAUAAAGUAAAUGGGAAUGUCUUUGUAGUGCCAGAGAAGUACAAAUGACAUGUAAGACGCCAAUCUCUGUAACCAGGUCCUGAAAACAAGUAGUGGGCCAUGUUUUCUGCAACAAUGCUGUAAUCAUGUACCAGUAUGUAUGCAAAUCACAAAAUUGUUAAAAAAAUAAAAAUAAAAACACUGCAUGGAUAAACAAACCUGUAUUCUGAAUGUCAUCAAAACAGCAGUACAACAUGGGUGGUUAAACAUUUACAUUACUAACAACAUUUAUUAUUAAAGUGUAAAAAUGUCUAAAUAUUUAUGCUCACUGUGUGUACAAUUAUCAGACAGGCCUAUUUACAAUUAUGACUGGACUUAAUAACACUUGUUAUACAGC
This is a messenger RNA of Colossoma macropomum (tambaqui), 1430 nucleotides long. Its product is annotated as pentraxin fusion protein-like. The transcript has 4 exons. NCBI's taxonomy places the organism in Eukaryota, Metazoa, Chordata, Actinopteri, Characiformes, Serrasalmidae. Bases 410 to 1102 code for a protein of 230 amino acids. The record is from RefSeq and is a predicted model, not a curated record.